CUCCAGCCCCGCUGUAUCAACUGCAUUCUUGUCAUUCUUGUUCGUCCCGAGUUGAAAGAGCGAACGCAUUAAUUGUGCUCACUCUUCGUGAAUUUCGACUGCAUCGAUAGAGCUCUUAUCUGUGUUGGAGAGGUACAGUGGUGGUAUUGAAUUAGCAGUUGUCGCUCACUGUAGUGUGGUCCGUGUUCUUGCGGAAUAGAAGUGGACAUGGCGCUUUCGUUGCUCGGUGGUCGUGGCAACAGCAUUUUUGAUCCUUUCGAUUUCGGCAGCGCGUGGGAUCCUUUUCAGUCUCUGCUGGGAUCUGCACCGUCUUUGCAGUUUGCGCGAGAUGCACACAGUAUGGCCAGCACUCAGAUUGAUUGGUGUGAGACCCCAGAGGCGCAUAUCUUCAAGGCCGAUUUGCCUGGGCUGAGGAAAGAGGAGGUGCACGUGCAGGUUUUGGAUGGGAAGGUAUUGGAGAUCAGUGGAGAGAAGAAGAAGGAGGAGGUGCAGAAGGGCGAUACCUGGCAUCGUGUAGAACGCAGUAGCGGCAGUUUCUUGCGGCGUUUCCGGCUCCCGGAGCAUGCAAAUACGGAGAUGGUGAAUGCGCAGGUGCAGGAUGGAGUGCUGACGGUGACAGUACCAAAGCUUGAGAAGCCAAAGCCACGAGUGCGACAGAUCGAAAUCGCUUGAGUUUUGUGAAAAAAUUCACAUCGUGGUUCACCUGAGAGCAUGGGGCUGUGAGUUGGCAUUUUAUUUUGUCAAAUGAAGACUUCAGCUUACAUAUUUUGUAUUGGAGAGUUACAGGAAGUAGGCUGUUGAUUCUCAUGAUUUCCAGAUUAAAAUGAUACAUUUGUUCAGAACGUAUUAUAUGUAAAUAAAGCACAAACUCAUCGCCUCGUUUCUUUUAGUUUCAA
This is a messenger RNA of Physcomitrium patens, 896 nucleotides long. RefSeq names its product 18.5 kDa class I heat shock protein. NCBI's taxonomy places the organism in Eukaryota, Viridiplantae, Streptophyta, Bryopsida, Funariales, Funariaceae. The record is from RefSeq and is a predicted model, not a curated record.